AAAUAACAGAAGAAAACAAAAGAGCUGAGGAGUUAGGACCAUACACAGAAAGACAGAGGCAACCACCAACAUGGCUUCUCUCUCUACCUCUCUCCACUCAUAAUUAUUUAGGGAUUUGGUAGAGGGAUCUGCUUCUGAUAUUUGGAGGUUUGGAGGUGAUUAGGAAGAUGGCGGAAGUUUUCGUAUGAUUCAAGGAUAGAAGGCUGAAUUUGUCAUCGGAAUUUGGAUAUCUGUCCUCGGGGUUUCUACUCUUAUGUAAAUCUGUGUUGUUUGCAGUUUUGGGUGUAUAAAUUGGUUGUUUUAUUUGUUUGUUUGUGGAGAAGGGUUUUGAUCGAGCUUGAGAUUUCCAAGUUUAGAUUUGGGAUUUCCUUGUUUGUACUACUGAUUGAGUCAAUAGUCGGGUUGCGAGCUUGAGAUCAAUGGAAACAAAGAAGGUGCCUGUAUUUGAAAUAGAAGGUGGGGCUCGAAGUGAAAUUGAAUGCAAAGGGUUAGACAUUGAGAAACAGAUCAGUAUGGAUGAGCCUCAGUGUUCUGAGAUUGAAAUGAUGGAAAUGGAAACUGCUGAGACUGAGAUACCGAGGAUUUGCGAUGAGGGAAAACAUGGAUCUGAGAUUGUUUCCUUUAGUUCAAACAAGUGUGAGGGAGGAAGUCAUGAAAAUGUUGUUUUCUCAAGAGAAGCUCCCCUUGCCGUUAAGGAAGAUGUCAGCAUUAGCUCUUGUAGCUGUGGGGCUGAGAAACUGAAGUCCAGAUUGGCUGCUUCUGAUUCUCUUCCUGGGAAGAGCGGGAGGAAGCUCAGUCGGCAAGAUAGAAUUGAAUUAGGUCGGUUGUUUCAGGGUGCUGUGAGUUCCCAUGAUUGGGAGCUUGCUGAGAGUUUGAUCUUGUUGGCUGAUCCACAGACUCUAAAUGAUGCACUGUGCAUAGCUUUGGAUUCAAUCUGGUUUUUGAGCACACAACAAGAAUUAUAUGGAAUUACUGGAUUAAUCAAGAAAAUUAUUGCUAAUGGGGCGUAUGACUUCACCCGAGCAGCACUCAGGACUUCAUUUCUUGCUUCAUGUGUUUCUGCUUGCCAAAGUCGCACAAUGAGCCUUGCUGACACUGUUACUGUAAUGGCGCAAAGGCUACAUGAAAGGCUUCAAGAGUGCAAUGGGGAUGAAGUCUUGAAGGCUGAAGCUGGCGCUAAAGUUCAGAAAUUUACUGAGUGGGCUCUUAAAUGUAUAAGUUUCCAUUCUCGCUGCCAGGGAAACAGGGACAGAGUAGGCCAUAAUUCUCCUGUAGAGAUUCAACUACAGCUAUCUGCUUUCAAGACCUUCCUAGAUCUUGCAGGCAACCAUCUUACUGGGAAGGAUUUCACUGAAGCAUUUGAUGCAGCUUGCUUCCCACUUACUCUCUUCUCUAGCUCAUUUGAUCCUGGAUGGGCAUCAGGUAUAUCAGCUACUGCAAUCCAAGGGUUACUCGGCAUGCUAGUCGAGGGGGGCGCAGACAAUGUUAACCAGUGUUUUUUGGAGGCUUCACGUUUUGGGAGUACUGAACUUGUUCGCAUUUUAUUGCAGAUUGCUCAAAGGAACAGCUUGGAUGUGGAUGUUGAUCUGGCUUUGGGCUUUGCUUCACAUUAUGGUAAAAUAGGCACUAUGGAAUGUUUAGUCGAAGAGGGAAAUGCUAUGGCUUUCUUGGGUCCUCUGAUGAGAGCUGCUGAGAGGGGCUGCAUGUCGGUUGUUCAGUGGUUUGUCCAAAGGGGUUGCCGAGACAUGGAGCUCUGUCUUGCCCUUACAGCUGCCACUUCAAGCAGUCAAGUAGGUGUGGCGUCAUAUCUGCUCCCUCACGUUCCUCAGCACGUUCUUGCUGCCCUGAGUAUCGAAAUACUCAAGGCAGCCGGUGAGCGAAGUGGAGGCUCUCUCGACGGGGUAGCAUUCCUCCUCCACUCAGACUUUCUAGGGGAUCCCGUGGCAACCUAUGCGGUUGCCGACAGCAUCGCCAGAUCAGAAGACGAGGGGAUCGCCCCGGAGUUGAGGGCUUUUCUCAAAGAACACUGGUCCGAUGUGGCUUUCUUGGAUGGACUAAGGGAAGGAGAGCUACACUUCUCGAACCUAGUCCAGAUUCUGAGAUGGGGCGAGUCGCCUGUUUGUUUGAGGGAUCUGCCAGCGCCUCUGAGAGUGGCGAUAGCGUACCUGCCUCUGUAUAGGGAGUGUGUGAAGGCGGGAGGGGGGCUGCUGUCGCAAAGGCAUCGGGGGCAGCUGGUGGAAGCGGCUAGGCGACUCGAGGGGGUGGUCCUGGAUGAGCCGGGGCAAAGGAGAGAAUUGCUGGCAGUGAUGGAGCGUCAUCUACCUCCAUUUUUCAUCACUACUUGAGGUUGGAGAAAAUCAGUGGAUCUUUUCUCUCAGUGGUAUAGAAAAAUAAUGAAAUUUUAGACAUGCUUACGAUGUUAGGUAGCUUUUGUCCUAGUUUUUUUGCUCUUUAGAGGCUCUGUGUGUAAGAGAAGAGUGUAUGAAUGGCUGGAAAACCUGAUGAACUCGUGCAUUAUAUGCUGAUUUGCUCCCAAUUCAACCUUUACUUCAA
Messenger RNA from Salvia hispanica, 2553 nucleotides. The record is from RefSeq and is a predicted model, not a curated record. Lineage: Eukaryota; Viridiplantae; Streptophyta; Magnoliopsida; Lamiales; Lamiaceae.